AAAGUGAAAGGGUCUGAAUACUCUUCCGAAGGCACUAUAUUUUUAGUUUUAAGUUGAGUACACAAUAAAAGAUUUAACGUCGCAGUUGUUUAAACUCUUACACAAAGCAGUUCCAUUACAGUUUUAUUCCCAAGAUCUCCUCCUCCCCAAUAUCAGAAGGGACUAACACUUAAAAAACUCAAAUGAAAACAUGUAUUAUCUAGGCUCUAAGCGUUCCAACCCGCAUAACAUACGAAACUGUAUGGUCAGCAGAUAUUGAGAUUUGCUUUAAAAUAAUAUCCCUAGACCAAAUUAAAAUGCUAUUUCCUUUUCCACUAUCAUGAUAUAAGUGUAUACGCUACAGAUUCGGGAAAUUGUACGUUGUUGCCACACCCGUCACUGUAUCCGUCAUUAUUUAACAUCCAAGGACAUUAUUUUUUUUAACUGCGAAGGUCCGGAACAAAGGAAUAGUCUACUGUACACGAAAGCAUAUCUUUCCUUUGGCAACAGGUAACAGUCGAUGUCAAUUAGAGGGGUAUCCUUUACCUGGCCGGCGUGCGCAUGCAUUACCGUGAAGAGGAACUACGCAGCAUAGCAGCUUCCCCCGGUGUGACCAUCAAGGACUUCAGGGAAUCAAACGGAAACCUGUGCGGAGCCCCCUCUCCGACUGCCCUGUCAACGCUCAAGCUGGGGAAGCUGCGUGUUGUGCGCCGGCGGCUGCUGCAGCACUAUGAGCACCAGCCCUUUGUCUCAUGCCUGGCUGGCCUCUAUGGCUGUCAAUGGAGACGCUACCAGAGGACCCGAGCCACCCCGGGGGACUGCUGCUGCAGCAAGGUGGAGUGUGCCAGCUUACUUCUCCUAAUCGUGACGUUUGGUCUUUCACUGGUAUUCCUCUACUUCUGGAGUGAAGCUCAGAAUGACUACAAUGAUUUUGACUGGUUUAACUUUGGGAACCUGGGUUUCUGGUUCCCAUGGUCUGUGGUGCUGUUGGUCAUCACUGCCAUCUUCUUCAGCUAUGUCACUCUGCUGUUGCUGUUGGCUGUGUGUUUGCUGUCCGAGGGGCAGAAGCUGUACCUACACUGGGCCCACAAGAUUGGAAUCCUGGUGAGUCUAAUCUUCUCCAUUGUAGCAACAGCAGUACUGUCUGACCUGUGGAGCAAACAGUGGCGCACUAUCCUACUGUCUUUCCAGGUGACGGCCCCAUAUUUACAUGUGGGAGGAGUCUUGGUCAUGACACUCUUGUCCUGGCCAAUAGCCUUGCAUUUCUUCCGCAUCAAUAGAAAAGUUGUGCGGGCGCUGAUCUUGGGGCUCUACCUGGCAGUGCUGUGUGCCCUCUACAUAGUGCCCCUGGGCAUGUAUUCACCUUGUCUUAAAGAAAAGGGUACUCUAGGCCCUGCGCCAGCUCUCAUCGGGCAUCGAGGGGCACCCAUGCUUGCUCCAGAGAACACUCUCAUGUCCUUUGAGAAGGUGGUGGAGGCUGGAGGAGAAGGUCUGGAGACUGAUGUCACCAUCAGCUACGAUGGGGUACCCUUUCUGAUGCAUGACAAGACCUUGAAGAGAACCACCAAUGUCCAGGAGGUGUUCCCAAACCGGACUGACACCAAUGCUGCUAUGUUCACCUGGGGGGAAUUAGAAACUCUCAACGCGGGGGCCUGGUUCCUACAGCGCGACCCGUUUGGUACGGCCUGGUCUCUGGGCGACAGGGACAGGAAGCAGGUCCAGAACCAGUCUGUGUGUACCUUCAGGGACUUCCUGGAGCUGGCGGCGCAGAGGGGCAAACAGGUGAUCUUUGACCUCUACCGGCCCCCUUCGGGCCACCCUUACAGGGACACAUGGAUUACCCGCACCCUGGAGGUCAUCCAGAACCAGUCUUCUAUCCAGUCACACCAGGUGCUCUGGCUGCCCCCAGAGCUGCGGAGCUUGGUCCAGGAGAUGAACCCUGACCUCCAGCAGACCUCGGGGUCUCAUGCGUCAGUGGAGGAGCUGCAGCGGAUGCACAUUGUCAAGCUCAACCUGCACUACAGCUCCAUGUCCACAGAGAUGAUCAGUGAGUAUGCAGUAGCCAACAUCAGCACCAACCUGUAUGUGAUAAGCCAGCCUUGGCUGUACUCUCUGGCCUGGUGCUCCGGGGCUCAGUCUGUCACCACCAACGCCCUUCAGCUCCUCAACAACCUCACCAGACCCCUCUUCCUCAUGACUCCAGAUGAGUACAAUCUGAUGUGGGUCCUAACUGAUGUGAUUUCCUUCAUACUCAUCUUCAUCAUCCUCAUCUUCCACUGGUGGCGUGAACGGGGCUUACUGGCUUCAUGUUCAGGCAGCAAACCCACUCUAGAACAGGGCACCUACAGCAAGUUCAGGACUGAGAUGAGUGAUGUGUGGUCUGUCUCCAGUGUCAACAUCCUGGGAGAGCCCGCUCAAAGCCCGCUGGCCAUGGGGCCAAACCUGGCAACCAUCUCAGAGCACUGAACAUCUAACCAACCUCGUCUGUGAGGCGAUCGUCUGAGAAACUGGGAAACUUCCUGGUGCACCAAGUAGCAACCCUCCUUAAGUUUUAGUAAGCAAAACAGAUACAUACUGAAUGAGAAAUUAUCCAAUGACAAGAGGCCCAUCUCUUCAGUCAGUGGCGCAGAUAAUGUCUCUUGCAUGAAGGAUUUCAUUGGACAUACACAUUCAUUGGACACAGCCUCAAGGAGCAUACAUGUAACUAACACUACUGCUCAUAACAAUGGUGGUUAGAAGAGAAUACUGUGCUAUUGAACCACACCCAUUGAGAUUGAUUACUGCCUUCCUCUGUUUAGAAAUAAUUUUCUGUUUUUGCAGCCAUUGCAGUGUUGGGGUAUGUGAAACACCAACGCUACACCAUGUCAUUAGAAUGUUAGACUGAUGAAUUAUAUAUUUAUAUGAACAGUCAGAGUUCAGUUCAUGUGUGUUUGGCUGGAUUGAGCUUUUCUACUGUAAGGAAAUCAAUGAAGUAAUGACAGAUGUGUUCACUCUGCCAGUCUGGGAUGUAUUUCCAAUCAAAGUGUUUAUCUACCACUUCCAUGAGCCCUGUUUCCUGACCUUGUUUAGAUUUAAAUUGGGCCCACAUUGUAUAAAGUCUCUCAUCUGUCCACUGUGUGCACUCCCUGUAAGAAAAUUAUUGGACAGAUAUUAUUUAAAAAACAAUGUUGCUACCUGUCUGCACUUCAAGGGGUAAUCCACCUCCAGAAACACACAUAAUGACACUCCUAUUAAUGGUUUUCAGAAUGAUUUAACAUCUUAAGAGUCUGUGAAAUCUAGUGUAGUAAGUCAUAGCUAGAGUAUACAUUAUUGUUGCUAUUACUACUAUUACAUUGAUUAAUGCUUUAAAAAUAAUUACCAAUGACCUAAUCACCCAGUAGGUUGUAAGGAUAUAUAUACAGUGGGUAGAACAAGUAUUUGAUACACUGCCGAUUUUG
Messenger RNA from Esox lucius (northern pike), 3416 nucleotides. RefSeq names its product glycerophosphodiester phosphodiesterase domain-containing protein 5. Gene Ontology annotation, cellular component: membrane. The record is from RefSeq and is a predicted model, not a curated record. The transcript is spliced from 16 exons. Bases 541 to 2445 code for a protein of 634 amino acids. Lineage: Eukaryota; Metazoa; Chordata; Actinopteri; Esociformes; Esocidae. Gene Ontology annotation, biological process: lipid metabolic process. Gene Ontology annotation, molecular function: glycerophosphodiester phosphodiesterase activity.